AUGUCGCUCGUGUCCGGCGAGAAGACGAACUUCCAGUUCAUUCUGCGUCUGCUUAACACCAACGUCGAUGGCAAGCAGAAGAUUAUGUACGCCUUGACCCGUAUCAAGGGUGUCGGCCGUCGUUACUCCAACCUGGUCUGCAAGAAGGCCGAUGUCGACCUGACCAAGCGCGCCGGAGAGAUCACCUCUGAGGAGCUCGAGCGUAUCGUCACCAUCAUCCAGAACCCGACCCAGUACAAGAUCCCCACCUGGUUCCUGAACAGACAGCGCGACAUCACCGAUGGCAAGGACGGCCAGGUCCUCGCCAACGGUCUCGACAGCAAGCUCCGUGAGGACCUUGAGCGUCUGAAGAAGAUCCGCUCUCACCGUGGUCUCCGUCACUACUGGGGUCUCCGUGUCCGUGGACAGCACACCAAGACUACCGGUCGCAGAGGCCGUACCGUCGGUGUCUCCAAGAAGAAGGGCUAA
Paecilomyces variotii is the source of this 468-nucleotide messenger RNA. Its product is annotated as putative 40S ribosomal protein S18. The transcript has 3 exons. Bases 1 to 468 code for a protein of 155 amino acids. The record is from RefSeq and is a predicted model, not a curated record. Gene Ontology annotation, molecular function: structural constituent of ribosome; RNA binding. Gene Ontology annotation, cellular component: small ribosomal subunit; cytosol; ribosome. NCBI's taxonomy places the organism in Eukaryota, Fungi, Ascomycota, Eurotiomycetes, Eurotiales, Thermoascaceae. Gene Ontology annotation, biological process: translation.